AUUAUAUACAUUUUUUUAGCCCAUUUUCUUAUACACACAAAUUAUCAAAUCUUCUUAAUGGAAAUUUAAUAAAAAACGAGUACAUUAUUGUGAAUGACACCUAUGUACGACUGUCUAAUAUAAAUAAUGGUGAUAUUUCAUUGGAGCAAUAUAGCAUAGCAAUGCAAAAAAGGUCGUAUAAAUAUCUUUACUUAUUAGUAUGCUGUUUAAAAUUUGGAAAUAAAACAAGAAAUCCUAAAGAUAUAGUUGAGAUGGUAAGUACGGCAUUAACAACUAUUAUUAAUUUCAAAAAAAUUUAUGAAAUUCCUUAUCGUUUAGAAAAUGAAUUAUCACUAUAUAUUAAAUUAAAUUCAAAUAUUCAUAUUAGUAUGAUUGGGGUCUUAGAACUGUUGAAAUACUUAAUUAAUAAAAUUGAAAGUGAAUUUUAUAAUGAUUACAAAAGAAUAGCAAAAAGUAAAAUAUCAGAUGAACAUAAAUCAAAAAAAACAGAAGAGGAAAAAAAUAUCGAAUUAAUGAUUUCUAAAUUACUUCCAAGUGUAGUUAACGAAGAAUUGCAAGAUUUGUUUGGGUCAAAUAAAUUUACGAAUGAAGCUAAAUUUCUAAGAGCUACAGAUAUUGUCAUCAAAUGUAUUUCUGAAGAGUACAACAUAGAAAAAAAAUAAUAAAAUUCUAAAUUAUCAAAAAAAGAAUAAUUAAAAAAUUAAGUAAGAGAAGCAUUCAUUUGUUAAAAUUUUAAUAUAUUAGUCAUUUUUGAAAUCGCUACUAAUUUAUGAAAUAUAUACUAAAAUAAAUUCAAUAACAAUAAAUUUUGUUUUGAAAAUA
Daktulosphaira vitifoliae (grape phylloxera) is the source of this 822-nucleotide messenger RNA. RefSeq lists its product as uncharacterized. Bases 162 to 662 code for a protein of 166 amino acids. The transcript is spliced from 2 exons. NCBI's taxonomy places the organism in Eukaryota, Metazoa, Arthropoda, Insecta, Hemiptera, Phylloxeridae. The record is from RefSeq and is a predicted model, not a curated record.